Messenger RNA from Acanthamoeba castellanii str. Neff, 573 nucleotides. RefSeq names its product EF hand domain containing protein. NCBI's taxonomy places the organism in Eukaryota, Discosea, Longamoebia, Acanthamoebidae. Gene Ontology annotation, molecular function: calcium ion binding. Bases 1 to 573 code for a protein of 190 amino acids. The transcript is spliced from 6 exons. The record is from RefSeq and is a predicted model, not a curated record.
AUGGGAAACGCUCAACAAAUACCAAAGAGGGACCUCGAGGAUUGGAAGAGGAAGUACAACCUGCCCAAGGAUAAGGUGGAUCUCACCUUCAGGGCGUUCAACAGCCAGAAGGGCAAGAACGGUCAAAUCACCAAGGAUAAGUUCCUCGAUGUGAUGACCAAGGAGGGGGCCGCAGAAAGAGAAUUUGCAGAGGCCAUCUUUGAAUCGUUCGACAAGGACAGCAGUGGCACGAUCGAUGUGCGAGAGUACAUGGCACUUAUGGGCGUAUCCUUCGGUGGCACCAUUGAUGACAAGCUCGAAGCUUCUUUCCGGUUGUUCGAUGAGGACGGAAAUGGCGAGCUCGACAGACAGGAGGUUGAGCGCAUGCUCAUUCUCGUGAUGAAGUCGAUGUUGAAGAAGAUGUCUGCUCCUUCUGAGCAAGUGCUGAAGGCUCGUGAGGCUGAGAUCCAGAGGAUCAUCGACGAGAUUUUCGCCAAGGUGGACGCCGACAACAGCGGUACGAUAGAUUUGGAGGAGUUCAAGGUGGGCUUCAAGGAGCAUCCCGAUAUCUGCAACUUCUUCAAGCAGUUCUAG